AUGGAUAUGAUGGAGAUCACCGCAUUAUAUUCUCCUUGUCCUGAGGACGUUUAUACUACAGCGGGUUGUUUCGGCCUGAAGACGAAGCGCAGCCCCAAAUUGGGUGACCUUACUGGUCGCUUUAUAGCGACGCAGAAGCCAUUUUACAAUUGCAAAGACCUUCGUGCUCAUGGUGUGGACGCCAUUGCUCUUCCUGAUAUCUGCUCCUUAUCUUCUGAAGGGUGUCACUUCAAACCCCUUGAUUCACUCGGCUCUAUCACUGCAGCCUACCCUUCAAUUGAUACCCACUACAAAGUCAGGAGACCCGGUCCCUAUGCUGCGUUAGACGAGAAGCCCAUCAUCAGUUGUCUGGAACCUAUCCAAUAUGGGGAACGGACUGGGCUUGCCCCUUUGAAAGUCAACCAGGAUAAUGGGUAUUGGAAUGAAAUCCAUCCUAUAGGCUCCAAUAUGAGUUCUCUUUACGAGUGGGCUGGACCAACACCUGAAGAUGGGAAUCUUAGUCCGCCUCAUUUGAAGAUAUACAUGGCGACCGAAUGCAAUGGGGAAAGUAGCAUACUCACUCACUGCGAGAUGGGUGUUAUUAUGAGCGCAUUCUAUAGCCGAGUCUACGAGCCAGGUUAUGAAGGCCACUCAAUUUUCCCAAUUCUGAUAAUCUCAGAGUAUUUUUGGCGCCGUGUCCGCAUCAUCGAAGCAGUAUUUGAUCAACCUCGUGAGAAGUUCACGGUGAAAUUCACCCCGAUUUGUUAUUUUGGAGGAAGGGAUGAUAAUCUUUGGAAUUUGUUCUUGCGUUAUGAAGGGAGCAAGCCACAAUAUUGA
Molecule: messenger RNA, 816 nt
Organism: Penicillium longicatenatum
Lineage: Eukaryota; Fungi; Ascomycota; Eurotiomycetes; Eurotiales; Aspergillaceae
Exons: 4
Coding region: 1-816 (271 amino acids)
Source: RefSeq, a predicted model, not a curated record